Molecule: messenger RNA, 600 nt
Organism: Solanum dulcamara
Lineage: Eukaryota; Viridiplantae; Streptophyta; Magnoliopsida; Solanales; Solanaceae
Exons: 1
Coding region: 1-600 (199 amino acids)
Source: RefSeq, a predicted model, not a curated record
AUGAGUAACACCAAUGGAAUUCCAUUCCAAGUUCCGAUGCUUACCAAACAAAAUUAUGGAAGUUGUUGCAUCCGAAUGAAGGCUUUGCUUGGAGACUAUGAUGUGUGGGAAAUUAUGGAGAGUGGCAUUAAAAAAGAAAAGGAUGCCGCUACCACAAAGAAGAAAGACCAAAAGGCACUCACACUUAUCCAUCAAAGUUUGGAUGAAAAGAUAUCCGAGAAGGUUGCAAAUGCAAUCAACUCCAAGCAAGCAUGGGAUAUUUUUCAAACCUCUUUUAAAGGUUUGGACAAGGUGAAAAAGGUUCGUUUCCAAACCUUAAGAGGAGAAUUUGAAUUGCUGCUAAUGAAGGAAUCCGAAUCAGUUUCAGAUUAUAUUUCAAGAGUCUUGGCAGUUGUCAAUCAAAUGAAGAGAUAUGGUAAAGUGUUGAAUGACGAUAGGGUUGUUGCAAAAAUAUUACGAUCUCUAGAUUCAAAAUAUAAUUAUAUUGUUGUUGCUAUUGAAGAGUCUAAGGACUUGGACACCAUGAUCAUAGAUGAACUCGCGGGUUCUUUGCAAGCACAUGAAGAAAAAGUUGAAGAAAUCAAAACAAGAGUCGGUUGA